AUGGAUCGAGGACGUCGACAUGCUACACAUCGGAACCAGUGGUCGCAGAGACAAGCCGAUCAAGCUCCAGCGGUUCAACCGCUUUUUGUGCCACCGGAAACCCGGCCGGGAAACCAGGAUUUUCUGCAGCAAUGUCUGCAACUAUCCUACUCAUGGCAAGGUCGCGCGCUUGGAUAUCAUCUACCGGCCCGCUACCUCCCACAGCCCGAUCCAAUCAUGAUGAACCUCAUGCCAUUCUUACAAAUGGCCCCACCUCUUCCUACCCCGAUCCCAGAGCCUCAACCUCCUUCCCAAGCCUUUCUUUACCGGCCAUGUUCAUUGCCGGUUUGUGAUGUAACUCGCCCACCACCAGCUCUACCGCAAAGCUCAAGUGCCUGCCCGUACCUUUGCAUCGCGGGCCAGUGGUAUGAAUUGUAUCAAUCGGUCGCAUGGCAUGAACAGAUUCAACAAUCCGGCAGCGACCUCUACGAUCCACAUACACCGUACUCUGCACGAUGCUGCACACAUUGCUGGCGUUACUACACCGGCGAGGGCGACACUCGCCCGACCCUGCAUGAGGGACGUCUAAAAUGCUUGGGAUGCGUCAAUAAACAGGAUCCACAUCACCGUCGAGAAACGAUCAUUUUCUACGCCGCGCUCGACAUGUAUACGUAUCCAAACACCGAGGCCGAAUGUCCAAUCUGCUUGGAACCUAAGGUAUGGGAAGAGAAGAAAGGGGUCGCGUUGACGUGUGGACACGGUUUGUGCCGUACUUGUUGGGUUAAGACAAAGCGGAUGUGCCCUCUUUGCGCAAAAAAGCGAGAUGAACGGACCCCGAUGACGCUACAUAUGUAUUGGAUGGCCCACACUAUGCAUAUCGUGCGUGAACAACGGAAGCUCGUCCGAGCCAUGCUCGAGCAUCUCGAUAGUGGUCGAUGCCAAGAUUGUUGCCUGAAGAUCGCCACUCGUCACGUACAUUUCUGCACGGGUUGCCCGCCAAAAAUGUAUUGCAAAGCCUGUCUGCUGGCUCAUUCUGGGAAUGGACACCAACCGAUACCGUACUUCCCGGAAGUGUUUGAGGCUCUACAGUCAGCCGACAGUCCUGAGGCGUUCGUCCUCCAACAGCCUCUGAAC
Messenger RNA from Mesorhabditis spiculigera, 1113 nucleotides. NCBI's taxonomy places the organism in Eukaryota, Metazoa, Nematoda, Chromadorea, Rhabditida, Rhabditidae. The record is from the annotation of a GenBank genome assembly.